AAUAUUUUUGUGGGUUCAUGGCCGGAGAUACAGACAGAGUAAGCAAUUCUGAGGCGCUGAGUAUGUAGCUCGGAGACGUCGCGCCUGCCGACCUCAUACACGCAGUUGCUGGGAUGGUGUUCGGCGACUAAACGCCGAACCUCCAUGUGCGCACUUCUCCUGAUUGGCUCGGCGCUUCAGUCGCCGUCCUAUACAUCACGUCCCUUCCUUCCAGAUAGCUGGUAUCUCGCCACGCAACGCAUCAAUGCCAUCUCUCCUAAGCCGAUUGGAUUGUGGAACUUGAAUAAAUACGCGAUGGCUAGCCUCACAGUGCGGACUUGUGAACGCUGCCACCACAAGAAGAUCCGGUGUCCCGGGUACCCAGAGUGUCAGAACUGCUUGCGUAAUCGUGUCGACUGUAUCCCCUAUCGGCGACAGAGGAAUAAGGACAGUGCAGAGGCUCUAAAGUAUUACAAGCAACGGACUUGCUGGCUCGAGGAGCAGCUCCAGCAACACUUUGACAUAUCAUGUGCAGAUAUCCCAACUGGAACGUCACUGCGUCCGCGCUCAGUGCAACACGCCGGUGACCAAACAGCAGAAUCAGAUGGUCUGCUCCCACUCCCUCUUAACGCCGGUACACAAGAUACCACAGAAGCCUCUGUAGCGACCGAAGGAGCACCGGAAGCUAGCCUUGUGGCUCUCAAUGCAACGGGCGAUAUGAGAUAUCUCGGCCCUUCGAGCGGUAUCUUCUUCGCGCUGUACGCGAACGCAUUUGCACAGCUAUCAAGUCUGGGAAACGAACUUGACAGCGCCAGUUCUAGACCUGCAGCUACCUUCGACGCUCCUCGGGGCGAUGCUGAACCACCACUGCUUUCUUUGGCCACCAUCCAGUUUUUAGUGCGAUCCUAUCGCAUUUGGAUAGAGCCAUUGUAUUCCGUGCUAGACGGAGCGACUCUACAUGAUCUGGUACUAAGAUGCUCUGCGAUGCUAGACUCGGAUAUUUGCACGUCUCAACGAACACCUGAACAGGAUAUGGAACUUCCGAUUUUCUAUCUGGUUCUGGCGCUGGGGGCUGUUAAUCAAGAUAGUACGGUAAGACUACUGCGCAGCGAAAACCUGCAGGUCGCAGACGUAGACUCAGCAGCGUUGUGUCGCAAGGCUUUGAGUUACCUGAACGCUGGGACCAAGUGCCGCGUGCCCAGCAUCCCGUUCAUCAAGAUACUUCUCUUGUUUUCGAUUUACAGUAUGCAUGGGUCAGUUGCAACGAAUCAAUGGCAACUAGUUGGGAGUGCAAUGCGACUGGCCGUUGAACUCGGGAUACACACUUCUUCACGGGAUCCCAGAAUGCCCCAAGUUGCUCAAGAAGAACGGAAGCGGCUCUUCUGGACAGUGUACAGUGUUGAGAUCAGCCUCGCGUAUAAUCUGGGCCGUCCACCCUCAAUCGGGGAAGAGCACAUCACCGUUGGAUUGCCCACACUUACUGAUGCCUCCGCCACGAGCAUUCUUCAUUUCAAACACAGACGUAUACAAAGCCGAAUCGUUGCUAAGGUCUAUGGUGCCAACAGCAGUAUCAGUGGCACAGCAGAAGCCCAGGCGCAGAUCUCACAGUUACAGCAAGAACUUGACGCGUGGAAGGAGGACGUUUUGGGUCUGAGCGGAGACGCCCUGCUUGCUUAUCCUUACCACUUCUGGAUGCGUCUCUAUCACAGCACGACAUUUGUUCUACACCGCACAAGUCCGCUGUGCCCCAAUCCCAUGCGAGUAUCCGUAGACAAGUGUCUUCACUCCGCCGGCGCCUACGUCGAUGCCAUCCUCCGUGUCCUCCAGCACAGUUGUGUCCCUCUGUCGUGGAUGCUUGUGCAGGGCGUUCUUUUCGCCGGCUUGACUAUGUUAGUCACUGCUCGUAUGAGCGCUGGACAGCUCAAUCGCCUGACCGACGUGUCGCUUGUUCUGUUAGAACUGCCCGCAUGGACACGACAGUGCUGCGUUUGCCUCGCGAUUAUGAAUGAACGCUGGAACGAACCUUUACUCUCAACGCUGACGGCGCAAUUUGAGCGCGCAGUCAACGAUACGCUGAGAUUUCUGGCAGAUGUGAUAACGGCGCCGCAAGAAAUCUCUGAGCCAUGGCAGUCAUCUGCGGGGCUAACCCUGGACGGUUGGCCGGUGCAGGAUGGCUCUGAACCGACAGACGGUACAGUAAAUUCGGAGAGCCAUUUUGAACUGAUGAGAGAUGUGAUGGGCUUUGAUCCUGACCAAAACUUCUGGGAUUUGUUGCUUAGGCAUCAAUGAUCAAAUACCAGGCUUAUACAAGAGCAAGUUGGCAUCUAAUAUCAGAAUCCAGGAAGGAGACAGUUUAAUACUAAGACUUA
Messenger RNA from Boeremia exigua, 2348 nucleotides. RefSeq names its product fungal-specific transcription factor domain-containing protein. Gene Ontology annotation, molecular function: zinc ion binding; DNA-binding transcription factor activity, RNA polymerase II-specific; sequence-specific DNA binding. The record is from RefSeq and is a predicted model, not a curated record. Gene Ontology annotation, biological process: positive regulation of transcription by RNA polymerase II; DNA-templated transcription. The coding region runs from base 145 to 2268 and encodes 707 amino acids. NCBI's taxonomy places the organism in Eukaryota, Fungi, Ascomycota, Dothideomycetes, Pleosporales, Didymellaceae. The transcript has 5 exons.